Vitis vinifera (wine grape) is the source of this 2006-nucleotide messenger RNA. Its product is annotated as ALBINO3-like protein 2, chloroplastic. NCBI's taxonomy places the organism in Eukaryota, Viridiplantae, Streptophyta, Magnoliopsida, Vitales, Vitaceae. Gene Ontology annotation, molecular function: protein binding; membrane insertase activity. Gene Ontology annotation, biological process: mitochondrial respiratory chain complex IV assembly; protein insertion into mitochondrial inner membrane from matrix. The transcript has 14 exons. Gene Ontology annotation, cellular component: mitochondrial inner membrane. The coding region runs from base 79 to 1797 and encodes 572 amino acids. The record is from RefSeq and is a predicted model, not a curated record.
CGAACUGAUAAAAGGCCCAAUUCCCUGUCCAAUAAAAGCCCGUUUCUCCUCGGGAUUUCACCACCGCCACCAUCGGCAAUGGCCACCUCGGAGAAGCUCCUCACACACCUCCGACGACGACGUUUCCGUGAAAUCUCCUCUCUUUCUAACUCGCUCUCCUUUGCCGUCCCUCCUCCAAUCUCACAUCGCAGCCUCAUAAACCCUAAUUCUCACUAUCAGCUUCACCAUCAUGGCUUGUUUAAAUCCAGACAUAAUCUUUAUUUUCCGUCAAAUCUCAUCUCACUUGCGCCAUUCAGCUUCUCUCACUCGCGGUCCUUCUCCAGCGGUGAUUCGGACUACGUGGGAACGGACGUUGCUGUCGAGUCGGCCAUUGAGUCGAUUCCUCCAGUUCGUUUUCUGGUUUCAUUGCUGGAUGGAUACCAUGAUGUUACUGGAUGGCCUUGGUGGAUAAUAAUUGCUUCCUCUACUUUGGCUCUCAGAAUUGCACUAUUCCCCAUUUUGGUGCUGCAACUUAAGAAAAUGAAAAGGAUUGCAGAGUUGUUACCUAAAUUGCCUCCUCCACUGCCACCACCCCUCUCAGGAAGAAGUUAUUUUGACCAAAUUUCACUUUUUCGUAAGGAAAAACGAGCAAUUGGCUGCCCUUCAUUUUUAUGGUUCCUUGCAUCCUUAUCCACCCAGGUGCCAUGCUUUAUCUUGUGGAUGAUGAGCAUUCGAUGGAUGUCAUUGGAUCAUCAUCCUGGCUUUGAUUCUGGUGGUGCUCUGUGGUUUCAAAAUUUGACUGAAUUUCCAAAUGGUGUUUUGGGACCCAUCUUUCCAAUACUGAUUUCUGGUUUGCAUUUCAUAAAUGUUCAGAUUUCUUUUAGCACCUCUUCAGUUGGACAAGUACCUGGACUUCUUGGUUUAUUAGCCAAAUACUACAAAUUCUAUUUGGAGAUUUUGACGGUACCUAUAUUCUUUACUGGGUUCUAUAUUCCCCAGGGCAGUUUAGUCUAUUGGGUCACCAACAGUUCAUUAUCUGCCAUUCAGCAAUUAACUAUCAGGCAUCCCACUGUUCGUGCAAAGCUGGGAUUACCAGAUAAGCAAGCUCCAAAUGCAGCUGCAAAAGAAAUGCAUACACCUGGAGAAGGAUCAUUAGGUCCACCAACAAAGCAGCAAUACAUUUCUCCAGAAAGUGUAUCCCCUCAAGAACUGCCUGGAAUCAAAUCAAUGUAUCCUCGAAGGAAGCAGCAUCAAAUUCCCAUUGAAAGCCUGUCCCCUCGAGAUCUGAUUGCUCUUUCAGUUCAAAUUUUAUCUAAAGGAGAUAAAGAUGGAGCAAUUCCAUUCAUACGCAUGGCACUUGACAAGGAUCCCAAUUAUGUAAGAGCUUUGGUUGUCAUGGGGCAGACUCUAUUGCAAAAGGAACAAGUGGAAGAGGCCAGUGAUUACUUAGAGCGUGCUGUUACCAAGCUCUUUCUCAUCGGCCAUCCAACAGAAGAUGAGGUUGAUCUUAUGAUUCUUGCAUCUCAAUGGGCUGGUGCUGCUUGUGUAAGACAGGGAAAAACUGCAGAAGGACUAGUACACCUAGAACGAAUAGCAAAUUUGAAAGAGCCAGAUGAACCAAAGAGCAAAGCCCACUACUUUGACGGGUUGCUAUUGCUUGCAAGUACUUUAUAUCGUGAAGGUCGUAACGCAGAAGCAGCAAAGCAUCUGCGCAAGGCAGCUGCUUACAACCCAGCCUACAAGGAGUAUUUGGAAGAAUGUGAGAGAGAAGACGGCUUUGUGAAUGAUCUGGUCAGCAGCAGAAGAGGAGAUUACUGAUUCACUUUUUCCAUAACCUGUGUAAGAACAAGUUUGAUUUUUGUGUAUUAUUAUUCUUAAUAAUUGAAUUGUGUCCUGCAAUAAAUCUAAGCAUGAAAAGACCGUGCUUUAGACAAUUUUGUUUGUUUUCUAUGUUGAUCGAUGGGCCUCUAAGAAUUCUAACAUAAAACAUUUUAUGUGAGUUAUUUGUUAUUUUUUGUUUCUAGAAA